GCAGGUGUUUGCUGCUGCUCGGGCUCCUGGCCGCGGCCGGCUCUGGGUUCGGCUGCUACAUCAUGGCCAUGGCAGCACUCAGCCCGUGCCCGCCCCUGCUGCACAGCCAUGCCGGAGCGACGCUCAUUGUGCUGUGCUGGGUUCUCUUUGUGGGCUCGCUGUCCUAUGUGAAGCUGAUGAUCGGCAUGAUCCUACGGGACGAGGGGCACAGCGCCCUGGUGUGGUGCGGGGCCGUGGUGCAGCUGGGAUCCAUGCUCGGGGCCCUCACCAUGUUCCCGCUGGUCAGCGUCUACAGCCUCUUCCGCUCCGGAGACCCCUGCACCACCCGUUGCCCCAGCUGAGACUCACCGCGGCCUCCAGCCGGGGGGAUGCCGGGGCUGCCAGCUCAGCCCUUGGAACACUAGUCCCACUGGCCCAGCACCGCCACCCUCUGCUGGGUGAAAUCAGAACUGCGCCAGCCACCAUCAGCAGCACUAUACUGCAAUCAGCUACUGGGGAUUCGCCAUUAGCUCAAGUAGGUGCACCUGGGCUGAGGAGCUGGCAUUUUUGACCUCUGUACUUGGUGUCAUUGUGGUGCAGGCAGUGGCCAGUGAGCAGUGCAGAGAUAACUUGCAUGGUCUAGAAGGCCACAGAUGUGUUUGUUCCACUCAGGUUAUUACACUGUGACCACCACCCUGGCAUCCUGGCCCCCUGGGGACAAUUCAAAGCACUGAGCAAGAGUCUCUCCAUUAACCCCCUGGUAGAGCAGGAUUAUGCCCAUUUUACACAUGGGGAAACUGAGGCACUGGGUGAGGAAGGGACUUGCCCAAGGUCA
This is a messenger RNA of Chelonoidis abingdonii (Abingdon island giant tortoise), 814 nucleotides long. The record is from RefSeq and is a predicted model, not a curated record. Lineage: Eukaryota; Metazoa; Chordata; Testudines; Testudinidae.